CUAAUUUUUAACCGGUCAUUAAUUCAUAUUUCAAAUAGCAGGUUUGUAGCACUGCGACAGACUGGUGACCUGUCCAGGGUGUAUCCCGCUACUCGCCCGAAACGUUCCCUGGAGAAAGGCAUCCUUCCCGACCCCACUGGGGAUAAGGGUGUACAGAAAAUGGAUGGAUGGGUUUGUUGUACCACAAAUAGUUCCAGAAAUAACAAGCUAUUUUGGUGACGUAUGACAUUUCAUGCUUUUAUUAAUCUAUUUUUUUCUAAAAUCUGUGGAUAAUUUUACCACAGUGGAAUUUAAUUUUGGUUUAUUUUGUGAAAGACACUGCAUUUCAUUAGGUUUAGCAACGUAAGAGGAACGUUUUCUUUUUAGUUGUUUCCACCGGGUCCUGUUUGAUGCGAACCGUCGAGAUUUUGUUUCCUUAGCAACAGUCCCCGCGAUAGCAACAAUGUAUCACACCUAUCAACGAAAGGGCAAAUGCAACAAUUCAAACUUUUAGUUGGCGGUCUGCUCCCUAUUCCCCCAUAGACAUAGCGAAUCGUUGCCAUAUUGUUUUUUUUUUCCUUACAAAAUGUCUUCUCAGGAAUCAACUCGUCCCUCCGAUGAUGAGGUUUUCUACAUGCAGUGUCGAGCUGCUUAUCUUGCUGUGUUCCGAUCAAGUUUGUCUAAUAUAUCUUCAAAACAACAGUUGUGUCGGGUUCUACAGCAGGCUGGUAGGAAUCCGUCCCACGCGAUUCUCAAUAAAUACUGGACUUCUAGAACAUCUAAGCUAAACUUUGAUGACUUCUGUGAGAUUCUGAAAUGCGAACGGAAAACCGAUGAGGCUGAACUAAUGAGAGCUUUCAGAAAACUGGAUGUAAACUGUGACGGCUACAUCACGCACAGCGUUCUGGAGAAGGCUCUAACAUCUAGCGGUGACAAGAUGACAGCUGAGGAGGUAAAUGCUGUUUGUUCAUUGGCAGAGAUUAACAAGGAUGGCAAACUGGACUGUGCUGAGUUCUGCAGGCAGCUUGUGUCUACAGCAGAGCAGUGUCAAACGGCUGCUCUGGAGAAGCUAGAAGCUGACGCUAAGCUAAAGAGGCAGAACUUUGGCAGCCAGUUGUACAGCCCUCCUAAAAGCUCAGUGGCAUCAGCAUCAUCUGCAUCACCAGCUCAACAUGGGGAAUCAGACUCCACUGCCAAAAAAGACAGCCAGUCCUCCUCUCAUCCUCCUUCUGCUCGCAGCAGACGGUCGUCCCUGUCAAACUCAGUCACAAUGGCAUCCAGCAGCAGUAAGGCAGGCAAAGUUCAGGAACCGUCAGGUUUACAGGAUUGGCAUCACUGCUUUUUGAAAGGCUGCUUCUUUGUGGACGAUAACAGCAGCAUUAGCUCUCUGCAGUACCACCUUCAUAUUCCUCAAAAAACCAGUGUAUAUCUAACCAUCCAGCCGCUGAGCCUCAGCCACAGACCUGAUAAGCCUCCAGCAUGGAUGAACGUGGACACGGCUGUUUUUGUCAUGACAGCAGGUGAAACCAAAGAGGACUCCACUUUAGUAUGUUUCACCGAAUCAAAAGACAAAGAAAAGUAUGUUUGGAAAGGAGAACUAAAUGCUGGGACUUACCGCCUGCUUCCCUUCACCAGUGGCUGCAGAUUAAAGAAACAAAACAAAAGUAACUUUUCGGAUAAAUCUGUCAAACUUGUCUACAAGACAGACACAGGAGAACCAGACCUCACCAGCGAGCUGAGGGAGGUGCUGUCUGAAAUCUUUGAGAUGAUUGACCUGGAUGGGAAUGGUUUGCUAAGCCUGGAUGAGUACAACCUGUUUGAGCUGAGGACCAGUGGGGAGAAGUGUGACCGGGAUGCCUGGGCAGUGUGUAAAGAAAACUUUGAUAUGAGGAAAAACCAGCUGACCCGGCAGGGUUUUAUGGAGCUGAACCUGAUGGAGGCCACAGAGAAAGAUGGAGACCCCACAGAUCUGUGGGUGACCCUGGAAUCUAUGGGUUACAAUCAUAUGCUGGAGUUAGUAGAGGCAUGUCCAUUCCAAAUAGAUGUGCACUGUGAAGGCACUCAGCCAUCCAUGCAGCCACUUUGCUUGGACUCAGGCACCAAGCUUUUGAACCAAGCCCUCCAGAAGUCCAUCACCUCGAGGUUUGGGGCCAAAGCACUUCGAGGGCAUGACAAUGUUUUCAUCUACACCUACAGAGGAGACCACCGGAUUUCCUCCCUCAUAGUCAACAAGGCCAAUCAGAAGGUGACGGUUCAUGUAAACAAUGAGCAGAGCAGGAACUGGUGCAGCAGCAGAGGGAUGGCUGUGUUUGCUGUUGAAGUUCCAGCCAGGACCAAAAUGGUGUGCCAACAUGUGCUACCCAUUAAUGAAAAGCAGGAAUGGGUCUAUAACUGCGUGGAAACCAGUUUACCCAGCACAUAAAGCUGAAACUACUGAACAUAUUGCAAUCAUAAGAAGGUUAUACUCUAGGAAGACUCUCUGAAGUCUGUGUUGGAAGGUUCUACUUCUGGUAAUCCAUUUCAGUUCUGAGGAUUGUUGUAUUUUAUUUUAAAUUUAGCAAAGUUAAAUGACAUAUUUUAUUAUGUCAGCUUUUGUCAACUUGUUAUGCAUUGUUUGAGAAAACUGAGAACUUCUUCAUUGGUCAUAUUCAUUAGCUCCAUCAGUAAGAAUCAUGCAACUUAGUACAACCACAAGGUAAUAGCUAAUAAAAGACAGUUUUCCCUUUGUUAAAUUAGUUUACUCCAUGUUGGUUGAGUUUUUUUUAAUUUUUUUUUAUUGAAUCCUGAUUUUAAUAUUGAAGUUACAAAAACACUAAGACCAUUCUGUAAACUGCAUAUCAAAUUACCGUAUUCAGAUGAGAAUGAAACAUUGGUGCUAACAUGGAUUUCAGUGACAGCAGAUGCCUCUCAUUCAAAACUUGGUCUGUAAAUUGACAAUUUUAAUUUUUUACAGUGAAAUGUACUCGAAACUCUGUAAUUUUCCUAGCGUGGUUGUGUCAGGAUGUGUCGUUUGCAGUGAAAUGCAUUCCUCUGGACUGCACUCAGAUCUAAACUUUACUUGGCCUCGACCUUUCCAGUGCGAUCCUGACCUCCUAUUUUUGUCUCUUGGGCCAUUCUGCCCUUUGACUUUCACUGCUGAAACAGUAGAGACAGCUGACUUAAAUGUCACAUGGCAUAUGAGAUGUAUUUAAUAACCUGAGCCUGUCUGCUCUUCUUUUCCCAACACAGUAGUAUCACUCUGUGCUCUGCACUGUAGUUUCAGUUGUUUAACCACAGUGAUUGUCUCAAUAAGGCAGUCUGUGGUAUUUCAGAGCAAAACAUUCAAAAAUAACAGAUGAAAAGACAAAAAACAUGAUCGUCCACCUCGGCAAGGAAAGAAGAAAUCAGAGAAGCAACCAUUAAUUUUCUUACUUUCAUUAUAUCGUAAUACUAUCUGUUGCAGGAAAUUAUCAAUGUACAUCACUCCGAAAAUACCUUUCCUACUGAAAUCAAAUCGUGUCAUAGAGUGGCCCAGUCAAAGUCCAGACACAAAUAUAAUUAAGGAUCUAUAGCAAAAACUUCAGAAAAUUAGGAAAUUUAUCAAUUUGUAGGGAAUGCGAGGCUAAAACCAAAAAAACUUUCAAAAAGAGGGUUUUACGAAGUAUUCUCAGUUGUGUUGGAUAAAAAUGCAUGCAACACUUUCACACAUGUUUUAUUUGUAAAGAAAAAAUGGAAAAAAGAAAACCUUUUUUCUUCAAGUUUAUAAAAAUGCACUACUUUGUGCAAAUCUAUCCCAUAAAAUCCACUAAAGCUUGUGGUAACAAAAGAUAAGGUUUAUGAACACCAAAGUGUAACCCACUUGAGUUUUAAAGAAAAAAAGGGGUCCUAUUGACCAAGCAGUGUGAUGCAACAGGCAAACUGUUGUGGCAAGUUUUGAACUAUUUCCCAACAAUUUUGUUUCAUAAUUCACACUUUAAAAUUGACACUUUAAAACUGAAACUGACAGUGUAUAUGGACAGCUUUAUUAACGGUUUGUUUAAAAACCAAUUGUUUUUGCACUUAAAAAAAAAAAAAAUUAACUUUCUGUUUCUAUAUUUCCACUUAUAUGCUUUGAGGGUCACUGACCUUCCAGAGUACAUAACUGGACACCAGGGUGACAAAGGUCUGAAAUGUAGGUGGUGGUCAAUCUAAAUUUGUUAAAUCGCUUUUUUCCACAUAUUUCUCAACUAACAGUGUUGAGCAGUACAUGAAUCUAUUAAUGAAUGCAUAGACAAAUAAUGGAAUAAAAGUUAUUAUUUAAAUUCUGUUUUUACCAAGUUUUGUUUUAAAGUACUAAGUAUUUAAUUAUAUUUUAUUUAGUUGUAGCACCAAUUCACAGCAGAUGUACUCUCAAGUCACUUUCCAAGUCAAAACAGGUCCAAAUCAUAUAAAAUCAAAUCUAUUCCAAUACAAAGCAGUGAUUCAAAAGGCAGAAACAUUUAGUAAUUUUAGAUCUUGAAAGGUGACAUAUAAAUAAAAUUGUGAAUUCAUGAUUUUGUCCUGAAAGGAGAUGCAGCUAAACACAGAAUCACUGAACCAUGAGUACUUUCAAUGCAAAAACACUAAAUCUUACCAAGUAUUUUUUCUAGUGCAAACAUCAUAAUACACUUGAAAUUGACAUAAUUAAUUUACAAGUAACUUUUCAGCAAUAUAUAGGAGCUUAUUUUAAGCAAAUAAGUCUUGAUAAAAGGUACUAGGUAAACUGACAGAUUUUUUUUUCACUUACAACAUCAUAAAAUUUUAUUAAGUUAUUUUACUUAUUUCAAAAAUAUUUGAACAAAAAUCUAGACCAAAAGUACUUCGUAAGAUGUGUUUUUGCAGUGUAAAAAACCACAUAAGUACUUGAGUGCUUUACUAUUUCAAUGGCAUUGUUGAAGAAAUGCCACAAUCAUUGGACCUGGGGUACUUUCAAUAGAAAGAAAACAAGGAGACAGAACAGGAAAAUUAAUAGCAUAAAUACUUAUGUUAUGUCAAUGAGCCCUUUUAGGUAGAGAGUGAGACAUAUAUAUUUGAAAUUGUCUUAUGACUGUAUUAUACAGAACAUGUACAAUUUACGUUUGUUUUACUACUAAAUUGAUGGUUGAGCCAUAAAAGCACUAAAUAUCUUA
Xiphophorus hellerii (green swordtail) is the source of this 5105-nucleotide messenger RNA. RefSeq names its product EF-hand calcium binding domain 7 (gene efcab7). Gene Ontology annotation, molecular function: calcium ion binding. Gene Ontology annotation, cellular component: ciliary membrane; plasma membrane protein complex. The record is from RefSeq and is a predicted model, not a curated record. NCBI's taxonomy places the organism in Eukaryota, Metazoa, Chordata, Actinopteri, Cyprinodontiformes, Poeciliidae. Gene Ontology annotation, biological process: positive regulation of protein localization to ciliary membrane. The transcript is spliced from 13 exons. Bases 566 to 2401 code for a protein of 611 amino acids.